AUGAUUCGUCGAAAUCCAACGCGUAUAGAAAUUCGUCAAGAAGACGUUGAACAUCUUCAAACGCUUCGUCAAGAAUAUAAGAAAAAACUUUCCCAAAAACCUGUUUCCAGUGGCAAGGGUAAAAGAAAAAGUAUGGAAGUUGAGGAAGAUAUUGAACAGAAUGUAUUUCAAACUGAACAACCUAGAGUAGAAAAACAAGAAACUAUAGUGG
Dentiscutata erythropus is the source of this 211-nucleotide messenger RNA. NCBI's taxonomy places the organism in Eukaryota, Fungi, Glomeromycota, Glomeromycetes, Diversisporales, Gigasporaceae. The record is from the annotation of a GenBank genome assembly.